This is a messenger RNA of Xiphophorus maculatus (southern platyfish), 4787 nucleotides long. It is a transcript of the gene dachd, whose product is annotated as dachshund homolog 1-like. The transcript has 12 exons. The record is from RefSeq and is a predicted model, not a curated record. Lineage: Eukaryota; Metazoa; Chordata; Actinopteri; Cyprinodontiformes; Poeciliidae. The coding region runs from base 1250 to 3151 and encodes 633 amino acids.
ACACAUUCAGAUAAAAUGCAGCAGAUUUUUUUUUUCAUAUUCUUACUACUAUUGAUACCUUAGUACAACAGAAUAAUCAACUAUGGCUUUAAUUACAGUCUGCAAAUGACCAAAUGUCCAAGUGUUGGAUAGCUAAACUUUAUUUCAGAUUAGACAGAUUUACAAAAAUUGAUGGCAUGUGUAAACUUAAGAAGACAGAUUGCUUAAUUUCAAUGAAAAUAUGCUUUUACAUACUUCAAAAGUAUGCAGCAUGCAACAAGAUCACAUGACAGUAGUUUUUUUUUUGUUUCUCAUCUUCCCCUGAAUAGAUUUGUCGUUCUUUUUUUCAGCUGAAUUGUGUAUAGUAUGUAUCAAAGUAAAGGUGGAAAAACAUAAAAAAUAGCAUUUUAACGGGGGUGUGAACAGUUUUGACAUUUAGUGCAAAAAAAAAAAAAAAAAAACCAAGAAAAAAACAGCUUUAUGUUGAUUCUUUACUUUGUUUUGCUGCUUCUCCAAAGAAAAAACACAAUGCCUGUCAGAACAAUAAAAGCCCAGGCUAAUUAAAUGAGGAAUGUUAUCAGUGACUCCUUCAGGACGUGCUCGGUCAGAAAACAGGAUGACUAUGACAUCAUGAAUUGUUUAAAAAUAAAAAUAAUGAAAAAAAUUAAAAGGUCAUAUCAUUCUCAAUCUUCAUUUUAAAUUUGAGAAAACUUCGCAGAAUUUUUAGUCAGGAGCGACUAUUUUGUUGCAGCUGAAAAGAAAUGAGCUGGGAAAAAAACAUCUCCAUCUGAUCUAUUAAAAAAAAAAAGUCUCUGUUCGGUGUGUGGAGUUAAUGAGUUAUUAAAGCGGAGCUGAAACAUUUCAGUAAAGCAGAGAGAACAGUUAGUUUUAUGUUCUUCAAAGGCUCCCACUGUCCCCUAGCUCCUCCCUCUCUGUACCGUGUGACAACAACAACUCAUCCACAGAGCGGUGCUGCACUUUUCAGCUCAUUUUCCUCCUGUCAUUCCUCCUCCUAUCUUUGAUCAUUGUCCCCUCUCAGAAAAAAAAAACGAGAGAAAAAAUUCACUCAGCACGCCUUUUUUUUCGCUCUAGCUUUUUUUUUUUUUUUUUUUUUUUUUUCUACUUCCCAACUUAACUGAGGAGCUAAAACUCUGAAGGAUUCUUUCAUUUAAGGGUGUCUCGGCAGGCUGGCUUUUUUACUUUGAACUUCGGGGCUGCUUUCCUUUUUUUUUUUUUUUUUUUUCUUCCCCUUCCUCUCGUUAGGUUGACCAUGGCCGUACCGGCUGCUCUGAUCCCACCAACUCCGCUCGUCCCGCCGCCUCCGAUCUCCACUUCCUCCGCCACCACGUCCCCGCCGUCGACAACUUCGUCCCCGUCGCCGUCCCUGGUGCCGCCGACGGGACCCGGCCAGAACCUGUUCAGAUCGGAGCUCCUCGCCACCAGCAGCCCGGGCAUCCCGACCCCGACCGCGGCUCUGCCCCCGAGCAAGCCCGUCUACUCGACCCCGUCGCCCGUCGAGAACAUCCCGCAGAACAACGAGUGCAAGAUGGUCGAGCUGCGCGGCGCCAAGGUGGCAUCGUUCACCGUGGACGGCUGCGAGCUCAUCUGCCUCCCGCAGGCGUUCGACCUGUUCCUGAAGCACCUGGUCGGCGGGCUGCACACGGUCUACACCAAGCUGAAGCGGCUGGAGAUCACGCCGGUCGUGUGCAACGUGGAGCAGGUCCGCAUCCUCAGGGGGCUCGGCGCCAUCCAGCCCGGGGUGAACCGCUGCAAGCUCAUCUCCAGGAAGGACUUCGAGACGCUCUACAACGACUGCACCAACGCGAGCUCCAGACCCGGACGGCCUCCGAAGAGGACCCAGAGCGUGACGUCGCCAGAGAACCCCCACAUCAUGCCCCACUCGGUGCCUGGACUCAUGUCCCCUGGCAUGAUCCCUCCCACAGGCCUGACAGCGGCCGCGGCGGCAGCUGCCAACGCAGCCAUCGCCGAGGCCAUGAAGGUCAAGAAGAUCAAGCUGGAGGCGAUGAGCGGCUACCACGGCAACGCCAACCACCACGGGGCUGACGGAGAGAAUGGAGACCUCAGCUCCGGCGUCGGAUUCCAAUCAAAGUGGACUGCAUGGGUACAAAAUGGAAGUAGGAAGAGAGGAAAUGGCGACACGUGGGAACAAGACGGGGGCCUGGAACUCCCCUUCAUGAUGAUGCCACACCCCCUGAUCCCGGUCAGCCUGCCCCCAGCCUCUGUCACCAUGGCAAUGAGCCAGAUGAACCACCUCAGCACCAUUGCAAACAUGGCUGCCGCUGCCCAGGGCCAGAGUCUGCCUUCCAGAAUGGUCACCUCUGUUAUAAAGGGGUUGCAGGAACGUGUGCCGGACAGUCCCUCCCCUGCUCCCUCCUUAGAAGACAACAGGAGGCCCGGCAGCCACCCUUCAUCCCACCGCAGCAGCAGCGUGUCCAGCUCCCCAGCCCACACAGAAAGCUCCUCAGACAGGAUACCAGUGCACCACAACGGGCUCUCGAUGAACCAAGCCCUCCUAGGCCUGUCCCCCAACAUUGCCCCUGGGCCUAAAGAGGGAGACCUGGCCCACGACAUGAGCCAUGAAGUGAAAAGGAUGCACACUGACAAAGAAGACAACUCCAUGUGCACUCCAACAGCGAGAGACAGCUACGAGAGGUUGUCGCUGGCCGGACAGACUCUGCCUCCGGGUUUUCCGUCGCCAUUUCUCUUCCCAGACGGCCUGUCAUCGAUAGAGACUCUUCUCACCAACAUACAGGGCCUGCUCAAAGUGGCGAUUGACAAUGCUCGGGCCCAGGAGAAGCAGGUGCAGCUGGAGAAGACGGAGCUGAAGAUGGAGCUGUUUCGAGAGAGAGAGCUCAGGGAGACUCUGGAGAAGCAGCUCGCCAUGGAGCAGAAGAAUAGAGCAAUCAUCCAGAAGCGUCUGAAGAAGGAGAAGAAGGCCAAGAGGAAACUGCAAGAAGCGCUGGAGUACGAGUCGAAAAGGAGGGAGCAGGUGGAGCAGACUCUGAAGCAGCCAUCGCCCUCAGACAGCAUGCGCUCCCUCAACGACUCUCUGACCCCUGAGAUGGAGAGUGACCGCAGCAGUGGAAGAACAGAUGCUGAAAGGACAAUACAAGAUGGAAGACUGUUCCUGAAAACCGCAGUGAUGUACUGAUAAGGCCAUGAAGAGCUGGAGGACAGAAAGAUUUUAUAAAAAUAAAAUAAACAAAACAAAAGGACUAAAAGAAAAACCCAUGAAGGUUUCGGGGAAGCCCCUAACCCAGGCCGAUUUAGUUGAAGAGAGUUCAAGCUGCUCGUAGGUGGAAAUGCUGUGUUCAACCCUCACCCCCCACCCCAAACGCUGGAGGAGUCUGAAUGUUCAACGAAGAAGUCUUUUUCACCGCGGAAGGAAAACCUGAAGUAGUUUGACGAGGCAGGUUUUGACGCGGACGGGUUCGCCGACGUUGAAGGAUAAACACAUAUAACCGAGCACAGUUAAAAAAAUAAUAAUAAUAAAAAACAAAAAUGUACCCGAGGUGCAUUGUUGGUAAUAACUCCUAAUAAGUUCACAGCACUGAAGAUUUUUUUAUACUGUAUCUCAGCCAGCGAGAAAGCUUUGAAAUGAAAAUUCGACUGAAGUUUUGUUUUUGUAUUUCAAAAUAAAUCCCGAGAAGCUAAAAAGAUGGAAAAAAAAAAACAAAAAAAACAUGAACAUUGUGGAGAAAAGGGGGGAUUGAAAAAAUGUGAAUCUGUCCACGCGGUCAUCAAAAAGAAAGAAGACCGACGUUUGAUUUUCAUGUUUUCUAAAUUAGAUGAAAAUACAAUCAAGUUCCGUUUUUACCAUCGUUGUAUAUACAAGAGCGAAAUGUUAAAGAUAGGAAGACUCGCAUUCUGCUGAACCCCGAGAGGACUCGUAAGGUAUGUGUAUAUAAUGUUAAGAGGUAUUGUGUAUGCAGUAGAGCUAUUAGGCAAACAAUACCACCAUUUAUAUAAACCUUUCUUGUUUUCGUUCUAUCUCUGAGCCAUCAUCCUUUCCUAUAGCUGCCAUUUUCUGGUGAGAAAGCAUGCAGGCAUGUAAAUGUUUGUCCUGGAAUUAUGAUAUUUAAUAAAUCCUAUAUUGUGCUGAACAAAUAACCCGGGGCCGACUCGCCCAAGCCCGGACAAUUCUAAAAACCAUGAUUAACGACGUUUCGGUCUCAAAAACGAAGACUUUCGCUGUUGAUAGUACUGUAAUCUUCGUAACAGAGGUCAUGUUUCUCUGAAUUUCCUGUACAUUGUCGUCAUGAGACACUCUUAAAAUCAGCACCCCUUGUUGCUUUGUUUGGGUUUUUUUUCUUCCUUUUUUUUUCGUAAGUAUCUGGUCUGAUUAUCAUCAUGUGCCAGCUUGGAAUACAAUCAGUUAAGGACGCUACUUUUUAAAAAGCGGAUACCACUUUAUUACAUGGUGUUUAACACAUUUUUGUUUUAGUGUUUCAUGGAUAUUCUGAUGGAAAAAAAAAAGAGAAUACUUUCCUUUCCCUAAAGACUUUUGAAUUGUGGUGCUGCAACACCUGUGUAUAUUCUCUAGUCAUAAGCUGAUGUCAGUCCUUUAUCUGCUAAACAAUUUAGACCUUAUGUGUUACAAUCAAAAAGAUGAGGAGGAGGAGGAGGAGGAAGAAGAAGGGAAGCGUAUCCCAUUCACGAUGUGUUUGUUCCUUUCUGUUCUUAAUGGCGUGUCUAAGUCUGUUGUCACUGAUAACUUAUAUAGCUUCUCGAAUCAUCUCUUUCAUUGUACUUCAAAUUCAAAUAAAGUUAACAUGUUGAUGAUAAAC